AUGGCUCCUCUUCCAAAUCUCCCAACGGACGACCCCAGAGCCGACUCAGAAGAGGCUGCUAAAGUUUGCGGCUGGCAGAAUGUUAACAAUAGAGGCUACUCGAUAUUAGAAAAGCCACAUGGACUACCUCAGCGCAGGCGCGUUAUUGUGAUCGGCGCAGGACCAACCGGAAUAUGCAUGGCCAAAUUUUCGGAGGCGUUAGCGAACCUCGACUUGCAAAUAUAUGAGAAAAACGAUGAGGUCUCAGGCACCUGGUGGGAGAACAGGUACCCUGGAUGCGGCUGCGACAUCCCGUCCCACAUCUACCAGUUCCAGUGGGCUACGAAUCCUAACUGGUCCCAUUAUUACUCCAACGCUCGUGAAAUAUUUGAAUACUUCAAAGGUGUUGUGGAUGCCCAUGGGUUGUGGAAGUACAUCAAAUUGCGGCAUCAGGUCGUUCAUGCGGGUUGGAACUCCGAAACUGCGAAAUGGGAAAUCCAGGUUCAGAGACCUGAUGGGACAAGCUUCAAAGAUGAAUGCGACUUUCUCGUCAAUGCUUGCGGCCUCUUGAACAACUGGAAAUGGCCGAGCAUCAAGGGUCUUCAUAGUUUCAAGGGCAAGCUUCUGCACUCGGCUGCCUAUGACGAGUCUACCGUUCUUGAUGGGAAAAAGGUGGCCGUCUUUGGGGCAGGCUCAUCCGGUGUCCAGAUCGUUGCCAACAUUCAACCGAUCGUCAAGCAGCUUUACACUUGGAUUCGGUCCCCCAUUUGGAUUAGUGCAGGAUUUGCCUCCAGGUUUGCCGGACCGAACGGCCAAAAUUUCAAAUAUGCGGAAGAUAUUAGGAAGAAAUUUUCAGAGGAUCCCGUCAAACAGCUUCGUUAUGUCAAAAUGCUAGACGCGGAGCUAGGUCAACGGUUCUACUUCAACUUUGUCAACACCAAGGAUGCACAGAUGGCUAAGGAAUUUUCUCGCAGGCAGAUGGAGGAGAAGUUGAAAAGUCGGCCGGAUCUGAUCGAACGAAUCAUUCCUACGGCAUAUGGACCCGGAUGCCGCCGGCCCACCCCUGGAAAUGGGUAUUUGGAAGCAUUGAUGGAACCAAACGUGACUGUUUAUACGACUGACGUCCAGCAGAUUACCCCAUUAGGAUUCAUCGACAGUGAUGGCAAUGAACACGAAGUUGAGGUCAUUACCUGUGCAACGGGAUUCGAUACAUCCUAUGUUCCAAGGUUCCCAGUAAUUGCGAAUGGCAAAGACCUUCGGCAAGAGUGGGCCGAAGAUCCUGUGUCAUACUUUUCUGUUAUGAUACCGGACUUCCCAAACUAUUUUCUCUCUAUUGGGCCAUACAGUGCAACAAAUGGGUCGCUCCUUCCUCCCAUUGAACAUGGAUGCAAAUAUAUGCUCAAAAUCAUAGAGAAAUGCCAAAUUGAACAUAUACGUUCGCUCGCGCCCAAAGCCGAUGUCACCGCCGAGUUUCGAGAGCAUUCGGACCUGUUUCUGAAGAGGACUGUGUGGAAUCAAAAAUGUCGAAGCUGGUAUAAAGGCGGCUCUAUCGACGGACUCCCACGUCUUUACCCGGCGUCAAGAGCACACUUCGUGGAGACGAUGCAGCCACGGUAUGAAGACUUUGAGACCAAGUAUGAGAGUUCCAACAGAUUCCAUUUCUGGGGUAAUGGAUUUACGGUGCGCGAGCUCGAUGGACGAGAUCCAACAUGGUAUCUUGGUAUCGUGGAUGGCGAGGACAAGCAGCCAGACUAUACUGAGGAUGAGAAGUAG
This is a messenger RNA of Cladophialophora bantiana CBS 173.52, 1752 nucleotides long. RefSeq lists its product as uncharacterized. Bases 1 to 1752 code for a protein of 583 amino acids. The transcript has a single exon. Lineage: Eukaryota; Fungi; Ascomycota; Eurotiomycetes; Chaetothyriales; Herpotrichiellaceae. Gene Ontology annotation, molecular function: N,N-dimethylaniline monooxygenase activity; flavin adenine dinucleotide binding; NADP binding. The record is from RefSeq and is a predicted model, not a curated record.